This is a messenger RNA of Penaeus monodon (black tiger shrimp), 4664 nucleotides long. RefSeq lists its product as uncharacterized. Gene Ontology annotation, molecular function: DNA-binding transcription factor activity, RNA polymerase II-specific; RNA polymerase II cis-regulatory region sequence-specific DNA binding. NCBI's taxonomy places the organism in Eukaryota, Metazoa, Arthropoda, Malacostraca, Decapoda, Penaeidae. The record is from RefSeq and is a predicted model, not a curated record. Gene Ontology annotation, biological process: regulation of DNA-templated transcription.
UCGAUUUUUCGGGGCUGUUCUCGCCCCCGGGGUCGUCGCUGGGUCGUCCCCGGAGGUCGUCGGGGUCGUGCAGGCGGAGGAGGUGGUCGUAGGAGGUCGUGGGAGGGCCGUUGUUUACUCUUAAUUUGGGGAUUUAAGGAGAACGGGAAAAUUUUUUUUUUUUUUCUUUCAUUAAAAACCUUCCCGGGACCGAGAACGGGAAAUUUUCCCAAUGUUAUUAAAAGCGGAUUGAAAUAAGGGCGGAGUUGAAGACAGAAAAUGGCUUCCACGCUCUCUCUCUCUAACGCAAUAAUUCACGGGGAUUGUUUGGCAAUGGCAUCCUCAUCCAUUGAGGUGAUGGGUGGAGGUGCAGGAGAUGUUAAGGUGAUGCUCAUGGACGAUGGAGUAGCCGACGGCACCAUGGCAGAGGAAAUGCAUACCAUUAUCACCUCUGACACAGCACAGGCUCAGAUUGUAACAGCCGUGGAAGCUGUAGGUGCCACCAGUCAGGAAGAGGACUUCCCUGAUGUUGGGAGUGAGUUCCACACAUUAGAAGGAAUGGAGCCUCCACCGGGGACCAUCAUUUUCUCUCCCCAGGACUUGAUGAGGCCAACAAAGCCCAUGCGAGGGGGCAAGUCAAGAGGGGGAGGACGUUCAGCUUUAGCUUCUGUCAAACAGGAACCUGGAGCCCCAUCACUAGGGGGAUCCCAGAAUCUGGAGAUGCCCGUUGCUUGUGAAGUUUGUGGUAAAGUGAUGAUGACAGGGAAAACAUUGGUGCAACACAUGGCUAUUCACUCAGAUCUCAAGCCUUUCCAGUGCCCCCAUUGCCCAAAGUCUUUUGCUCGCAAAGUCCACCUGCAAGGGCACUUGGUGGUGCAUGGAAUAGAAAAGCAGUUUGAGUGUCCUGUCUGCCACCAAAGGUUUAGCCGGCAGGAUUGUGUGAAGGUUCACAUGCGGCUUCAUGACAAAAGCAAGUGUGUAUAUUGUGAUGUGUGUCACAAGGCUUUCCUCACUGUAGGGGCUUUGAAUAUUCAUCUCCGAAUCCACAGAGGGGAAAAGCCUUUUAAGUGCCAUCUCUGUGGGAAGUGCUUUACACAGAAAAAUCAUCUCAUAACUCACAUUAAAAGGCAUACAAAAGUAACUGAUGAACAUUUUACCAAAAAGCUGGGGCCAAGAAUGUUCAAAUGUGAACACUGCCCCCGUUCCUUUAUUCGUCUUAGUGAUUAUGAACGUCAUGUACAGUGGAAUCAUGGAGCCAUUGCUGAAGGUAGUGUUGUUGACAAGCUGCCAACAGUUGGCAAUCUGUUGGAGGGUGAAAUGCAACAGACUGGCUUAGCCCCACAAAUUUUCAAAGUACCAAAGGAUGCCCUUAAUAGUAAACCCAGGUCACGCAAAGCCAAAAAAGUGAUGUGCAGCACCUCAACCCAAACAGAUGAGGAAGGAGGUCAUGUAAUCAUUCCCCGCCAGUAUCAAGUGUCUGCAGCAACACAAGUGUCAGCACCCCCCACACCCAGGCCUGCAGAUGAGGAUAUGUAUGAGAAUGACAUCUUUGACGAAGGUAUGGAUCGCAACUACAGUUCCGAUGAGGAUGAACCCUUAGAUGGGGAUGGUGAGGAGUGUGUAGAAAGAAAGGUAUUCUCAAUGCCAGAGUCAGCAGAGAUGGCCUCUGAUCCAAUUCAAGAUGCAGCAUUUGAUGCCAUUGUUCAAGGGAAUUCUAAGCCAACAGCACAAACUGAACCAGAAAAUACAGAAGAUCAGCAUGCAGCAUUUCUGCAAGAAGUGGUUUCAACACUUAACAAGCAGGAAGUUGGAAGGAAUGUUAAUGAAAAGCUAACUGAGGAAGAGGAAGAGGAAGCAAGCAGUAAUAGAAAUCUUGAAAGUCAGAAGACAGUGGACAGCAUGCCUAAUGAGAGAAUACUAGACAUUGAGGGCGUUAAUGAUUUAUCAGUUGAAGAAACACCGUUACCUGAGAAGCAAGUCACAAAGACAAUGCCAGAUCAUGGCAAGCCAGAACAAGUGGAAAGAGUGGAAGAAAACCAGGAACAUAUUUUUGAUAUCCCGGAAUUAAGCAAAACGAAAGUUGGACCAGUUUCUGGCCGAAAACCGCGGGGCCGUAAGAAAAGUGUGUUUGGUCUGUCAGGUGCAGCUGAACUUCGUGCUAUUAGAAAGAACAUGAUGAAGAGUUUGAUAAGUGUUGCUGCAGAAGAAGCAAAGAUUGUUGAAGGGGAUGUGGAAGAAGGAAAGAAUAUAUCGAAUGUUACUCCAGAGGAGGGAGAAACUGAAGGUAGAGGCAAGAGAAUGGCGAAGAACAAGCAACACGGGAAGGACUUUGUCUGCAAUAUGAAAAACUGUGAAACUUGCUUCUCAUCACAAAAGACAACCACGAAGAUGCAACCAAAGUUCAAAGUAAAGUUAAAAGAGAAGGCUACCCCAGAAAGCCAGAAGUGGCCAGAAGUAGUACCUGUUCCAACAAAAGAGCCAAUUAAACAGUUCAUCAGAGAAAUCACAAAAGUGGCUGAGAAGCGGCCCAUUGAACCAAGUGCGCCCAGUAGUCAUAGAGAAUCGGGAGAAAAGAGAAUAAAAAUGGAGCAGAAGCAAGAUGAACCCAAGAUGAAAGUUGAUAAUCGUGUGGGAUCGUACCCUGUAGAUAUUACAGCCAGCCCGUUAACUAAUAAAACAAAGAAAGAGGACUUCUUCGUUGCCACAAGCAAUGCUGACAGUAUUGUAUCACCACCAGUAGAACUCAUGUCUUUUUGUAUACCUACAUACUCAUGCAAACUGUGUGGGAGAGAAUUUAGGUUUGAGGGUAAGCUGCAUCGCCACAUAGAAUCGGUUCACCAAAACAAAGCCAUAUUCUCACCGGAUGUGAAACCUGGUCGUGGGUCAUCAAAGGUUGUGAUCCUCAACAAUACAGAGGUCAGUCAGCCAGAACCUGUUGCUGAGCCCGAAAAUCCAGAGAUUGCUGCAUUGCGAUCUGAGUGGAAUGGACACACCACCUGCUCCAGUCAGUGCUCCAACUCCAAUUAUCACUGCUCAUCAACCCAUAACAAUUAUAACACGUGAUAUUGCACCAGUGACAACAACUGUAACAGAUGCCUACAGUUCAGGCGUAAAAGUUAAUAUGAAUAAAUUGGCUGGUCUCUUACCUCCAGGCAAGACAAUACCUGUUGUUUCAGAGGCAGGAAGGGUGAAGGAAGAGACAAGUGCCCCAGUGAUGACAGCAACUGUUUCAUCUACCCAGCCAAGAGAACCAGAAACUAUUAUGGCAGAUACAUUAGACAUGAAAUGUCGACGUCUGCUUGAAAAAUUGUUUGACCAUGAUUUGCUCAUGAACUGUGGACUACUAGAAGAACAUGUAUCAGUGGUUCUUGGUAGAGUACUUCAGCAUUAUGGUGUGAAAAUGAUUGAAGAUUAUGGUCAAGGCCAGUAUGAGGUACUCAAAUAUAAUCUUUGGCGAUUGAUUGAAUGGAAGGUAACAAUGGAACAAAUGGAGGAGUUCUAUACAGCUGGUAAGAGUGUGGAAGAGAUGAUGGAUGACAUUAUGAAUGAGCGUGUGCCCAUUGUUUCACAUCAUUUUGUACCACAGGAACAAGCUGCCCAGGGUCAUGUGCAGGUUAGUCAGGCUGGUCAGGUCACCCAGGUUGAGGCUGUGGAUGUUGGUGAUGGUCAGAUGGUCCUUCAGCAAGUCACUGGUGUUCUGGGUGGACAGAUCAACUUACCUGAAGGUGUAACUCAAGUAGUUCUUGCACAAGAUGUACCACCAGACCUUCUCCAGGGAGCUCACAUUGUAACCAUUGACCCCUCAACUGGCCAGGUCAUCUCUCAGGUGACUGCUGACCAGGUUAUCCUUGCAGAUGCCAUAGGAGACGAGUUGGAGCAGCAGGUAGCAGCACUAGAUGGCCAAGUCGUAGUGUCGCAAGCCCCAACAGCAGUUCACAAUGUCAGCCAAGGAAACAUUGUUGUAACACAUGCCUCCAGUGUGCCAGUGCAGGCUAAUCAAGCUCAUUUAAAUCACGGUCAGGUGAUAGUUCAAGCAAACCCCCCACAAACAGUAAAAAUGGAGAGUGCUAACACUAGCACUGGGCACCCAUCCCGCCAGCACCAACAGUGAAGCUGGUUCAAAAAACCACUGCCCUGUACAAACCGACAUGAUGCUUAAGACAAGUGGAUAAUAUUUAAGCAUUCUAUAUAUAUAUUGUAUAGAGUAUUCCCAAUCACUGUGAGCCUGUCGAUGGUUGACGUAAGCAGUGUUUUAUCGUAUAUACCUUUAUCUGUAAAGCUAAAAUUGUUAAGGAAAUUUGCAGAUAUUUCCUCAGGUUUUCUUGUAAAUAUAUUCAUCAAUUGGCAAUGAAGAAUUAUGUAGUGAGUGCCUUUCUUUACAAAUCUCGUAUGCAUAUCUAUUUAAGUUCCCUUCAGAUUAAUUGUACACUGCAUGUGGCUAAAUAAAUUUUAAACCAGUCAAUAAAACAAGGCAUUGAAUGUUGACUCUUGAAAUAAUGUGAGGCAUUCCUCUACACUUAGACGUGUUGGCAUUAAUCUGUUAUUUUAUGAUAUCAGUAUAAAUUGAUUAAAGUAUAUAAAAUGAAUUUGGUUAUUGUAAUUUCUUCAACUUCAGGUUGUCUAAUUUUUUUCUACAAUUGUGUGAAAAAAGUGUGUAUUGAAAAUAAAAAUACUUGCACUCUUUA